CUAUUCAAGUAUACGCAGUUCUUUCUUUUUGUUUGUUUUGUUUCAGAUUAAAGUAUAUACAGUUAAUUAACUUAUUAUACACACCCUUUCACCGAUCAUCAUUAUGAACACAAAUUCAACUAUUAAAGUCAAGCUUCCUUCCAACCUUUCAACUCGUUGACUAAGAAAGGAUAAACUCUAGCUGGAUCCAUCAUCCACCUCAAGUGGCUUACGCAACUUGAUGAAGAUUGAGUAACACCCCUGGUUUGUUCACACUCUAAUUUUUAACUCUAUUUUAGCUUCGGUACUGAGUGUGUUGUGUUUGAACAACUUUGUCUACCCUCGUUUAUUAGUUUCAGAAACUCGGGUUUUGUCAUAUUCAAGGUACUGGAAAAAAUUCAUGGCUGAAAGUGAUUUUUACACGAAAGAUGGAACAGUGGAUCACAAGGGAAACCCUGCAAACAUAAAGAAAACUGGAACCUGGAAAGCUUGCCCCUUUAUUAUUGGAAAUGAAUGUUGUGAAAGAUUGGCUUACUAUGGGAUGAGCAGCAAUCUAGUGCGAUACUUCAAGCACCGACUAAAUCAGCAUACUUCUGUUGCUACUAGAAAUAACCAGAACUGGAGUGGGACAUGCUACAUCACACCGUUGAUCGGAGCGUUUUUGGCUGAUGCUUACCUGGGAAGAUAUUGGACGAUUGCCCUUUUCUCAAUCAUUUAUGUUUUUGGAAUGACACUUUUGGCAAUGUCUGCAACUGUACAUGGCAUCAAGCCAAGGUGCUACACAGAAGACAACUGCGACCCAACAGUGACUCAAAGUGCUGUGUUCUUUGUAGCACUUUACCUGGUAGCACUAGGAACAGGAGGAAUUAAGCCUUGUGUCUCAUCAUAUGGAGCGGAUCAGUUCGAUGACACCAACGAGACCGAGAAGAAACACAAGAGCUCUUUCUUCAACUGGUUUUAUUUUUCCAUUAAUAUCGGUGCUCUAAUUGCUUCCUCUGUGCUGGUCUGGGUGCAGGAUAAUGUGAGUUGGGGAUGGGGUUUUGGAAUUCCAGCCAUUGCUAUGGCAAUAGCUGUUGUAUUUUUCUUUUCAGGUACUCGUUUGUACCGAAACCAAAAGCCUGGAGGCAGCCCUCUCACACGCCUCUGUCAGGUUGUGGUAGCCUCCUUCAGGAAAUGCCGAGUGGCCGUCCCUGCUGAUAAGUCUCUCCUGUAUGAGACCAUGGAUGCUGAAUCUAAUAUCAAGGGAAGCCGGAAGGUCGAGCACACAGAAGAUCUUAGUUUCUUUGACAAAGCGGCUGUGGAAACCGAAUCAGACGACAUAAAGGGUACAGUAAACUCAUGGAGACUUUGCACAGUUACUCAAGUAGAGGAGCUAAAAGCUGUAAUUCGCUUGCUUCCCAUAUGGGCCACCGGGAUCAUCUUUGCUGCAGUCUACAGUCAGAUGAGCAAUUUAUUUGUGUUGCAAGGCGAAAGAAUGAAUACGCACGUUGGCAAUUCUACGUUCAAGAUCCCACCAGCAUCGCUUUCAAUAUUCGACACCCUCAGUGUGAUCUUUUGGGUGCCAAUCUAUGACAGAAUCAUUGUCCCAGUGACGAGAAAAUUCACCGGUCACAAGAACGGCCUAACUCAACUUCAACGGAUGGGCAUUGGCCUCUUCAUAUCAAUAUUUGCCAUGGUAGUUGCAGCGAUUCUGGAACUCGAACGACUCCGGGAAGUGAGGAGGCACAAUUACUAUGAGGUUAAGGAAAUGCCUAUGACAAUAUUUUGGCAAGUCCCACAAUAUUUCCUCAUAGGGUGUGCAGAGGUUUUCACACUCAUCGGACAGUUGGAAUUUUUCUACGAGCAAGCGCCUGAUGCCAUGAGGAGUUUCUGCUCGGCUCUGCAACUCACUACCAUAGCACUUGGUAACUACUUGAGCUCUCUGCUUGUCACCAUUGUCACUGCUAUAACCGCUAGGAAUGAUAAGCUUGGGUGGAUACCGGACAACUUAAAUUAUGGCCAUAUUCAUUACUUCUUCUUUCUCUUAGCAGUGCUGAGUGUGCUUAACUUAGGAGCAUUUCUCUUGAUAGCAAAAUGGUACACAUACAAAAAGGCAGUGGGAACUCUUCGUUGAUUCUGUACCUCUUUACCAUGCCAAAGCAAAUGUAAACAACUGUAUAUGUAUCUCCACCACGCCCUCCCCUUUACACUGUUAAAACAUGAAAUGCUUCUCAUGUCUGAUUUUAAAUGAGUUAAUAAACAAUGAAACAAGGUGAGAAAGAUAUAGAGGAUAUAA
Molecule: messenger RNA, 2254 nt
Organism: Gossypium raimondii (Peruvian cotton)
Lineage: Eukaryota; Viridiplantae; Streptophyta; Magnoliopsida; Malvales; Malvaceae
Product: protein NRT1/ PTR FAMILY 8.1
Exons: 5
Coding region: 380-2092 (570 amino acids)
Biological process (GO): transmembrane transport; oligopeptide transport
Cellular component (GO): membrane
Molecular function (GO): transmembrane transporter activity
Source: RefSeq, a predicted model, not a curated record